Saccostrea echinata is the source of this 960-nucleotide messenger RNA. RefSeq names its product kinase D-interacting substrate of 220 kDa-like. NCBI's taxonomy places the organism in Eukaryota, Metazoa, Mollusca, Bivalvia, Ostreida, Ostreidae. Gene Ontology annotation, molecular function: protein binding. The transcript has a single exon. Bases 1 to 960 code for a protein of 319 amino acids. The record is from RefSeq and is a predicted model, not a curated record.
AUGAUUGCAGCUUCCAAAGGUGGGUAUGAGAGUUUGGUAGAGGAGCUGGUGAAAGCUGGUGCUGAUGUCAAUUUACAGGAUGGGAAUGGAAAUACAGCAUUGAUAUUAGCAUGUCAGGAUGGAAAUCUGAGCAUGUGGAACUUGUUGCUGAGCAUUGGAGCUGAUGUCACUCAACAAGAUGAAUGGAGGCAAACACCACUGCUAGUUGCAUUGAAAAACAAUUGUCAUUCAUGGAUUAAGUGUUUAAUGAAAUGGCUACUUAAUUGUGUUGAACAUGUUGACUUUCAUGCAACAGCAUUGCAUUUAGGAUACAAAAUAAACAGACCAGAUAUAGUGAAUUCACUGUUGAGACUGAAAAAUAGAACUAGUUUAAAUUUAAACCUAUUUAAUACUUUGGUGUUCAUAAGGCAUGGUGCUUUAAAAAUGGACAGUAAAGAUGAUGUUGUGGUCUCAGAGAGGUAUGACUGGCAGAUGGAAGAUGGUGAUUUCUAUUCAUUAAUCAGAAUGUUGGACAGUGAUGGACUCAGAAAUUUGUUGCAGGCUGGUCUGGAUGUUAAUCAGUGGAUACAAUAUAAUAAUGAGGACAGACAUUUUGAGGGAAAACCACUGCUGCACAUACUUUUGAAUGAGUAUGGUCCAUGUAAUGUUGACAGGGAAGGAAAAGUAAGGAUCCUGCUCCAGGCAGGGGCAGAUGCAAAUGUCAGGGUAGGGUUUCGAGAGGAUGACAAUUUCUUUUUUCAUCGGAUGCAUGAAUUUUUUAAAUGUUACGACAGGCAAAAGUAUCAGUGUUAUGACAAGUUAGACUGGGAAGGUGUUUCUGCUUUAGGGAGAGCAAGAAGAGUCUUUUUUGAAUACAGUUGUGAAAAUAUGUAUGGCAUUCCUAGAUACUUAGAUAAGAGAGAUGAGUACAAGGGGAUAAUUCAGGAAAUUAAGAAACAUGUAAGAAGAUACUCUUUAUAA